AUCAUUCACCGUCUCUGCGCUUCCAACAAAACGCAUCUGUCAAACUGGAACCUGCUGUUUUCGAAUUAUUUCCUAAUUCUCUUAUUUGCUGAAUCUAUUUAUUUUUCGUAACAAUGGCUGAUCCAGAACUGGAACAAAUAAGACAGCAACGUCUUGCUCAGUUACAGGCUCAACAUGGUGGGGCAAGUGGAGACCCAAAUAAUGCAAAAGCACAGGAAGAAAGAAUGCAUGCUAUGGAAGAAGCAAAACACACAAUUCUGGCACAAGCACUCUCCCAGGAUGCCCGGGCCCGACUGAAUACAAUCAAACUUAGCAGACCAGAGAAAGGUGCAAUGGUGGAAAACAUGAUCUGUAGAAUGGCUCAGAUGGGUCAAGUGCGCAACAAAAUAUCUGAACCAGAGCUUAUACAGAUGUUGGAGUCAAUUAACCAACAGAUGCCUAAGUCUAGCAGCACGGUCAAGUUUGACAGAAGAAGGGCUGCACUUGAUUCCGAUGAUGACGAUUUGUAGCAGAGUCUUCAUUUGAACACACUAAAUGUCACAAUGGAUAUAUUAUGAUGUUUGGCAAUAUCCAUCAAAUCGCACACAGGACUUACUAGGCUCUAAUACAAUUAAAAGCUUGUAUGUGAGAGUGGAAGUAAAAUCUGUUUUAUGGAUUUGCCUUCUUCAUUGUUAGUGUACAUUGUUGAUAUUAUAUUCAAUUCUAUUUUAAAACAUGUCUUGGAAUGAAAGUACAUUUUUGUCACUCAUGUUAGCUAUGCAUACACAUUAUGGGAUAUGAACUUAUUCUUUUAUAUUUGAUAAAAUGCUUAUUAAUACAAAUACUAAAGUCUGGCUAAUUAUAAAUAAAUAUUUAAGUGAAACUUACACAGUCCUAGAAUUGAUGGACUGGAUACACAUUCUAAUUUAACUAAUUUAUGAAAAUAAGUAUGUCUAACUUAGUCUCAUAAAGGUAACAAUAAUAGCUAUACUGCAGCAAUUCCAUACAUUUCAUUGAGUUACUAGUCUUCUCAAAGACUUGAUAAAAGCACUUUGUAAUUUUCAAUAAAGAAAGUAUUGGAAAUAUUGGAA
Molecule: messenger RNA, 1070 nt
Organism: Pectinophora gossypiella (pink bollworm)
Lineage: Eukaryota; Metazoa; Arthropoda; Insecta; Lepidoptera; Gelechiidae
Gene: PDCD-5
Product: programmed cell death protein 5
Exons: 3
Coding region: 114-509 (131 amino acids)
Cellular component (GO): cytosol; nucleus
Molecular function (GO): DNA binding
Source: RefSeq, a predicted model, not a curated record